Molecule: messenger RNA, 2621 nt
Organism: Syzygium oleosum
Lineage: Eukaryota; Viridiplantae; Streptophyta; Magnoliopsida; Myrtales; Myrtaceae
Product: MICOS complex subunit MIC60, mitochondrial
Exons: 12
Coding region: 120-2042 (640 amino acids)
Biological process (GO): cristae formation
Cellular component (GO): MICOS complex
Source: RefSeq, a predicted model, not a curated record
CCCCUCUCUCUCUCUCUAUCUCUCUCUCUCUCUCUCUCUCUACUGCGAUUACAACGAUCCGCCAUUGACGAACCACAGCACCACGGUGCGAGCCGAAUGCAAACGAUUGCACUGAGGAGAUGAUCCGGUCGAUUCUGGAAUUGCCGGCUCGCCCAUCCUUUAAAAGGAUCCCGAGGCAAAUCGCCGGUCAGCAGAGGUCCUUAUAUCUUUCUUCAAGAAGGGAAUUUUCGACUGCUGCUCCACAAAAUGCAUCGACUGGGAAACCGGGAAAGCCACCUGAGUCUGGAAGUUCAUUACCUAAGUUCAUUUUGGGAGGUAUUGCUGUUAGCGCUGCUUUCAUGGCGGCUUAUCAAUCUGGCUACUUAGAUCAUAUGCUCGGUAAAGAGAAGCAUGACUCUCUCGAGACCUCUAGGAUCGGUCUUGAUCUGAAAAAUCAGGAUGCAAAUUCUCAAGAUGCAAAGUCCCUCCAUCGUUUUGAAGAGGAAAAAGUUUUAACUGGUGGUGAAGUGCUCAAAGAUUUGAGUCCUCAAAUGAGUGAUGGGAAAAAGGAUGACAUCCAGCCAGUUGCACCGCGAUCUGAUGCUUUAAACGAGAGUGAGAUUGAUGUUCAGUCUCACUCACAGGAUAAAUCUGAAUUCGCACUUGGAGAAAGUAAUGCCUUGAGCCAACUUGAAGAAUCGCCCACAGCUGACAUGAUUUCUAAUGUUGAAAGCACAGAUUCUGCAGUAUCAUCUGAACGGAGUCAUGAUACACAAAGCCCGAUGAUUAGCGGAAGUAAGCUACCAGAUGAGGAAGUUGGGCAAUUAUCCAGUCAGGCUAGUUCAGUUACCGAUCUCGAUGAGACAAAAGUAAUGCCUCAUCAGGAUCUUGUAGCAGAAGAGAGACAGGAGGAUGCAUCUGGUCAUAUUAUUGAAACACCAGGUUCUCUUCUCGAAUCAUAUCAUCUGAAGGAUAAAUCUGAGGAGAGAUCUCCUCCUUCUCUCAAUAGAGACAUUGACAUUGAGGCUUUUGCUAGUGCAAUUGAGGAGUCAAAUGAUGGUGUAGCUACCAAAGAUGGAAAACUGAUUCUUGAUUUCUUACAAGCAAUUCAUGUGGCUGAAAAAAGACAAGCUGAGUUAGAUGCUCGUCAUUUUGCUGAAGAAAAGAGAAAAAUGAAGGAGAAGUACGAGAAGGAUUUGAAAGAUGCAAUUGCUAGAGACCUUAUGCAUGCAGAAGAGGCUGCAUUACUAGAUAAGGAAUUGAAAAGAGAGAGGGCAAAAGCAGCAGCUGCUUUGGCAGCUCUUCAGCAGAAGUUGGAAGAGAAGCACAUACUGGAACUAGAGCAAAAGGAGAGUGAAGCAGAAAUGAAACUGAAAAAAGUGGAGGAAUUGGCAAAAGCAGAAAUGGUUUCCGCAAUUGCACGUGAGAAGGCUGCUCAGAUUGAGAAAAUGGCGGAAGCGAAUCUCCAUAUAAAUGCCUUAUGCAUGGCAUUUUAUGCUCGAUCUGAAGAGGCUCGGCAGAGUCAUUCUGUUCAUAAGCUGGCUUUGGGAGCACUUGCACUAGAAGAUGCUCUUUCCAAAGGGCUGCCUAUUAAGGCAGAAAUAGAAGCUUUGCAAACUUAUCUUGAAGGUAUAGACAAGGAUUCAGUCUUGGAUUUAGUCUUAUCAUCUCUUCCGGAAGAAACAAUUUUCCAUGGCUCUGAUACCAUGUUGCAAUUGAACCAUCAGUUUGAUACAUUAAAAGGGACGCUGCGACACUUUAGCCUUAUUCCACCUGGAGGUGGUGGCAUCUUGGCUCAUUCUUUAGCACGUGUCGCUUCAUGGUUGAAGAUCAAAGAAGGUGGCCAUUCUGGUGAUGGGAUCGAAUCUAUCAUUAGUAGAGUUGAGAGCUACUUGGCAGAAGGGAAACUUGCUGAAGCAGCAGAUGCUCUUGACGAAGGUCUACAAGGAAGCCAAGCAGCCGAGAUAGUCCGUGUGUGGGUCAGGCAGGCAAGAAAUAGGGCAAUUGCCGAGCAAGCCCUAACUCUGCUUCAGUCAUUUGCCACUUCAGUUAGCCUCACUUAAACUGCAAUAACGUAAUCUCACUUGAGGCAUGUCCCAUAAUAUCUGCGACCCUCAUAAAGAUACAUCGAGAAAAAUUGAGCAAUGUCCUGAAAUAGGACUGAGUGGCUUUUUUAACACCACAAGUUUGGCUACUGAACCUGAACAUAUCUGUUCAGUUUGGCGAGCCAUUUUCGUUAUUCCUUCUCAACGGCUCAACAGUUAUGAGGAAUUGUUCUGAGGUUGUCCUACUUCAACUGUCUGUAGUCUUUUUGAAUAAGAAAAUCUUCUCAUAAAUUUGCAUAGAAAGUUCUUUUUCCCCGAGGAUCAGUUUACCUUGUCAGACUGAUGGUGUAUUGAGGAUGAGGAUAUGCUUGUCCUGGUGAACCCUUUGAUUCCCUGAAGUUGAUGAGAACUUGUUCAACCGAACGGAAACUCAUACCUUCCUUGCCGGUCGGCAGAUGGAUUCCUGUACCCUAUUCAUGGAUUAUGGGUUCAAGAAAUUGUGCAGCCAAUCUAUUGUUUAGUAAUGUGAAACUGAAUAAGACCCACUUAAACAGUAAGCUUUAGGUCUGGAAAUCGUUCUGUCCUCUUUUCAACGUA